CCCCCCUCCUUCCCCUCCCCCUCUCCCAUCGUGUGAGGUACCGGCAGCGAGUCGGAGAUUGGCAGCCGGAGCGGGAUGGCGGGCAGACACCAGGCCAAGCGCUUCAGGUUCGAUAGGGAUGGCGGUGUUGAAGACCUGAAUAAGGUUUUGCCAUCUGCAGUGAUACACGUCCGAGGGCUGUUGGAUGGGGUAAUGGAAGUUGACCUUAUGGAGGCUUUGCAGGAUUUCGGCAAUGUCAGUUGCGUGAUGCUGAUGCCGAGGAGAAAGCAAGCGUUGGUGGAGUUUGAGGACAUCGAUGGUGCGUGUAGCUGUGUGAACUAUGCAGCAGAUAACCCGAUCUACGUUGCUGGACAGCUGGCCUACGUUUGUUUUUCCACAAGCCAGAAAAUUGCCAGGCCAGAUGAUGAUGACUCUAAGAGCAAUAAUGUCCUGUUGAUCAAUGUUGCUAAUUCUAUUUAUCCUAUCAAUACAGAUGUUUUGUACACAAUUUGCAACCCGUGUGGGCCUGUUCAAAGGAUUGUGAUCUUCAGAAAGAAUGGAAUUCAGGCAAUGGUGGAAUUUGACUCUGUUCAAAGUGCACAGAAGGCCAAAGCAUCUCUCAAUGGCGCUGAUAUUUAUUCUGGAUGCUGUACUUUGAAAAUAGAAUAUGCGAAGCCGACUCGUUUGAAUGUCUUUAAGAAUGAUGCUGAUACCUGGGAUUACGUAAACCCUAACCCUGGUAGACCAGAGCCUUCAAAUAAACGCACAAGAUUGCCCGCCUUGCUUGGUGAUGCUCCAUCUAGCUUUGGUCAUGGCUACACUCCUUCAGCAUACCAUGGCUUUUACGACGAUGAUGACUAUGCUGCACCACAUCAUUAUGAAGGCAGGGGAAUGGGUGCUCCGCCGCCACCACCUCAAGUGGGAGGUCCUCGUAGGGGUCCACCUUCACGGCGCUACACACCUCAGUAUGGUGCUCCAGUGCCGCCGCCGCCGCCACCUCUACCAAAUGCUGAUUAUGGUCCUCUGGCUGAUAGCCCAGUACUGAUUGUUUAUGGGCUAGAUACUAAGAGGAUGAACCCAGACAAGGUGUUCAAUAUCUUCUGUCUUUAUGGCAAUGUGCAUAAGGUUAAAUUCUUAAAAAGCAAACCUGGAGCUGCUAUGGUGGAGAUGGGAGAUGGAUUUGCAGUAGACCGCGCCCUCACAUGCCUAAACACCGAAAACUUUCUGUUUGACCAGCAUAUAAACGUGUGUGUAUCGAAACAGAAGGUUAUAGUUCCUGGCCAAUCAUUUGAGUUAGAGGAUGGCUCCUGUAGUUUCAAGGAUUAUUCAACUAACCGAAACAACCGGUUCACAAAUAUGAAACAAGCUGCCAAAAAUCGAAUCCAAAAGCCCAACAACAUGCUACAUUUCUUCAGUGCUCCUCCAGCCAUUACAGAAGAGAUAUUCCAUCAGAUAUCCGAUAAAGUUAAUGUGAAGAAACCUAAAAGCAUUAUAUUUUUCAGUGGGAAAACUGGAUCAAAAGGAAAUCAAGGUGAGAAGAGCUCUUCCGGUCUCCUGGAAUAUGAAUUGAAGAGCGAUGCUUUUGAGGCACUGGUUAUGCUUAACCACUACAGGCUAAAGAAUCCAGAUGGGCCUGACCUGUUCACGCUGAAGCUGUGUUUCUCGACUGCCUAACAGAAUCCUGAGCUGGGAAUGGACACAAGGCUGAUCAUUGCUUUUGACUUAUCUAGUUUUGUUUCAGGUGUUUUUUUUGCUUUUGUUUCCUUUUAAUUCUGUAAAGUGUGGUGACCCAUGGAAUGAAAUUUGUAUGUUUUCCAGUGCAAGGACAUUUUUUUUUUUUAGCUUUUCCGAGAAUGAAUGGUUAGUGAAAUGUGGAAUGUGACCGUGUUAGUGGUUAGUGUAUACGAGCAUCUGCUUGGACCUGUUUAAUUAUUGGAAGAUUCCUGCACUGCAUAGAACUGUACACUAUUGUGUUACAGCUACUAAGUAUUAAUAAAAAUGAUUCUUUUA
This is a messenger RNA of Carcharodon carcharias (great white shark), 1989 nucleotides long. RefSeq names its product heterogeneous nuclear ribonucleoprotein L-like. Lineage: Eukaryota; Metazoa; Chordata; Chondrichthyes; Lamniformes; Lamnidae. Gene Ontology annotation, biological process: regulation of RNA splicing; mRNA processing. The record is from RefSeq and is a predicted model, not a curated record. Gene Ontology annotation, molecular function: mRNA binding. The transcript has 14 exons. Bases 76 to 1653 code for a protein of 525 amino acids. Gene Ontology annotation, cellular component: nucleus.